AUGACUUUGAUCGCCACCUCCGACCCCAUGCAGGCUAUAAAUCCAUCCGAAACCAGGUUGGGACACGGGGACGGACACCUUAGACACAGCCCCGGGUGCCCCCAAAAUGCAGCCGAGCCCGAAAGCGAGGGCGCCCCCGCGACAAAGCCGAAGCAGAGCAGGGGCUGCGGGGGCGGGAGAGGGGCCCCCGGUCGUUACCUGCGAUCGGCCGCGCGCCCCGGGCUCCUCGCGGCCGCAUCGGGGGGCCGCGGCGGCGCUGGACUCGCGGGGCCCCCGCCGCCGGGCCGCGCCGUCUCCGGGCCGAGCUGCCGCCGAUCGCGGCCGGAACCCGGCUCCAGCCCGGCGCCCGCCCGGGUCGGCGGCUCCGCGGGCGCGGGCCCGCCGGGUCCUAGCGCGCGCCGCCCGCCUGCAGCCGCACGUCCGGCCCCGCGCAGGCCGAGCCGCGGCCGCGGCAGGUGCGGGCAAGCCGGGCGGCGUGUCCGAUCCCCGCCCGGGACGCCGAGAGGAAAGCAGGGGCGCCCGCGGAACGCGCGGGAGGCGGGUGUUCGCAUGUGCAGCCCCCGCGUCAGGCACCGGGCGGUCCCCGGUUCCCGCAGUUUCGCCUGCUGCACUUGA
Molecule: messenger RNA, 615 nt
Organism: Rangifer tarandus platyrhynchus (Svalbard reindeer)
Lineage: Eukaryota; Metazoa; Chordata; Mammalia; Artiodactyla; Cervidae
Source: the annotation of a GenBank genome assembly